AUUCCAGGAGCAACUUUUUAUUAUUUCAGGCUUUAUUUCCUGACACAAAAAAACACAACAAAAACACAGACGUCUCACUUUUACAUAAACGUUUUGUGAAAUAUGACUUUAUGGGAUGCACCUGAAGGCAUCUUAAGGCCCUGUGACGUCAGCCGCUCCCCUGCGCUCCCUCCAGCAGCCAGUGAGAGGAGGAUGCUCUGAUGCUCUGAUGCUCUGAACGCAAGACUGCAGCAUCUUCACCGAGAGAACGAGCUGGAAGGAAAAAAAACAUCUCUUUCUCUGAGUGUGAUCCUCCGGAGCCUCUUCAGCCGACCCAUCACCUCUCUGGGUGUCUUCAUGAUCCCAGCCAGGACAGGAUAAGAAGAAAGAAAUCAGAAUAGCCUACAAAUCGGAUUUUUCUUUUUUUGUAUUAUUAUUAUUGCUUCAGCGACCUGUUCUUUCUUUCUUUCUUUGGUUGAUUUGGCCUCUUUGUCUUUUUGUUUUUGUUGUUUUAUUUCUUGUUGUGUGUCAGAGGAGCGCCUCCAUCCUGCACCGCCUGACAUGCUCUUUUAUUAUCUGGUUGCAGCGGAAUGACACACAUAAUAUCCUAGACCCGCAUAUCACAAAGCUUGAUGGAAGAGUGACGCUCCGUUUGCACGUUUUGUUCAGUAGCCUAGAUCAUUCUCCAUCUGCAGAGGGUUUCGGGUUUGUGUUCCCUCCUCUGACUCGAUCAUCCACCGCUCCGCUCCAGCGUUUCUUUCUUUCUUUCUGUUUCUGCGCAGCAUCUCUUUACGCACCACGGACAAACGCGCAGCUAUCCUAAGAAACAGGCGUAUUUUUUUCCAAUUCCCCAAAUCGCUUUCGCCUUUUUCUCCAAGGACUCAUCUUGUAUACGGCUAUACGCUGCGUAAAAAAAGAAAGGGGGGAUUUAAAACGCAAAACGACAGCCCAAGCAUCUCAAUCUCAAGAGCAAGCUCGAGAAAAUGAUGGCCGGCGGAGCAGUACAGCAAAACGGGAUUUUUUCAAAUCCUCACCAUCACAAUCAACAACCACACAUGGAGUCCGAUCCACCGGACUCACGGAAAAGACCCCUGGAGACUCCGACGGAGGCCAGCAGCACCAAACGCACAAACACAGGAGUGGCCUUCCUGCAGCCCCUAUUUGAAACUGAAGGCAUUGUAUUCCCUCACCAAGAAACUGAGACUCAUGAGGAAGGCGAGUACUUCCUGAAGGUUUUGAUUCCCAGCUAUGCGGCGGGUUCUAUCAUCGGUAAGGGAGGUCAGACCAUCGUCCAGCUGCAGAAAGAGACCGGAGCCACCAUCAAACUGUCCAAAUCCAAAGACUUCUACCCAGGAACGACAGAGCGGGUGUGUCUGAUCCAGGGGACGGUGGAGGCGCUGAACGGCGUCCAUGACUUCAUUGCUGAGAAGGUGAGGGAGAUGCCUCAGAGCACCCAGAAGACAGAGCCGGUCAGCAUCCUGCAGCCACAGACCACCGUCAACCCUGACCGCGUCAAACAGGCCAAGCUGAUCGUCCCCAACAGCACGGCGGGGCUGAUCAUCGGUAAAGGUGGAGCUACAGUCAAGGCGGUGAUGGAGCAGUCCGGGGCGUGGGUCCAGCUAUCCCAAAAGCCCGAGGGCAUCAACCUGCAGGAACGCGUGGUCACCAUCAGCGGCGAGCCGGAGCAGAACCGCAAAGCCGUGGAGAUCAUUGUCCAGAAGAUCCAGGAGGAUCCGCAGAGUUCCUCCUGCCUCAACAUCUCCUACUCUAACAUCACGGGGCCCGUCGCCAACUCCAACCCCACCGGCUCCCCAUACGCCAACUCCACCGAGGUCAUGCCAUCAGCGGCGGCCGCCGCAGCAGCUACAGCUUCCUCUCUGCUCGGCCAGGCCAGCCUGGCCGGGGUCGGGGCCUUCCCAACCACCAUGUCCAGCUUCUCAGGCAACGACCUGCUGGCCAUCACCUCCGCCCUCAACACCCUGGCCAGCUACGGCUACAACACCAACUCCCUGGGCCUGGGGCUGAAUCCCGCUGCAGCCUCAGGGGUGUUAGCAGCCGUAGCAGCUAAUGCUAACCCGGCAGCAGCCGCCGCAGCUAAUUUGUUAGCAUCCUACGCCAGCGAUGCAUCCGGAGGUCACCCGGCCACUCUCGGAGGCUUCUCCCUGGGAUCCCUGGCUGCCGCUACAGGGGCCACCAAUGGCUACUUGAGUGCAGCAUCGCCCCUGGUGGCGUCAUCUCUACUGGCCACGGAGAAGCUAUCAGAAGGAGCAAAGGAAGUGGUCGAGAUCGCCGUGCCAGAAAACCUGGUGGGAGCCAUCUUGGGGAAAGGAGGGAAGACGCUAGUGGAGUACCAGGAGCUGACCGGCGCCAGGAUCCAGAUCUCCAAGAAAGGCGAGUUCAUCCCCGGAACUCGGAACAGGAAGGUGACCAUCACGGGUUCCCAGGCCGCCACGCAGGCCGCACAGUACCUGAUCAGCCAGCGAAUCACCUACGAGCAGGGGGUACGUGCCACCAACCCACAGAAGGUGGGCUAAACCUGACAGCCAAUGAGAAACGAGGAGGAAAAGAGGAAAAAAAGAGUGGGGGCUUGGGGGAGGAGUAUAAAAAAGGGAGAGUGAGAAUGGAAAAAGGAGAGGAGAGCAAGAAUGUCAGAAGGAAUCGUCCGCGCCGUUUUCUUCUGCGUGUUUUCAGUAUUCUCUAUUAAAAAAAAAAAGAAUUUUUGACGCGAAGCAAAAAUGUGCUGAGAAGACGAGGAGGGAGAGGAGCGAGUUAUCACGCUGAAAAACCAAGAAAAAAAUGUGUAACAUGUAAAUAAGGUUUUAUUACUUAACGUCUUGACCUUUCGGGAUUUUUUAUUGUUUUGUUUUAUUGUUUUUUUUGUUUUGUUUCGUUUAGUAAAUUAAGCUGUCUGUUUGUUCGUUCGUGUAUUGUGUGGACAAAGCUGAAUGCCAUGUAGACAGGCCGACUGCCUGAGAGGCUACAGGACGUAGGGGGAGGGAGGGAAGGGCAUGGGCGCGGAGGGGGGGGAGGGUUUGCGUUUACAGGGUACAACCCUCCGCCCCCCCCCCAAACCCUAAAUCCCUUAUGGAAACAACCCUUACCCCUCCCUCCCCCUGCAGCCCACACCCGGCACCCUCCCGUAGGGGUUUUGUUUUUCUUCUAGUUUUGAUUUGCCCCUCAGCCCCGCGCCCCGCCUCCUCCCAAAGCCUCUCUCACUACUUGCCCACAGCCCUGCCCUCCCACCCCCUCCCCACCUUUUACAAGGGUUUUAUAAUGAGCAAGACUGCAAACUUAAGCCCGGUGUGUGAGAGAAGAAACAUCCUCCAAUCCCCCCCAACAUCUUUUAUUCUCUCCCCCGCCUAUGAUCUCACCUCCCCCCUCCUGCCCUCUCUCUCUGGGAGAUGAAGGAAGGGUGAAGUGAAAUUGGGGAGGGGUGUUGAGGGGGGGAGAGAGAAUCAGCUGGGCGUUUCUUCAUUUGCACACCACCCCCUGUAUACCCUGUGAUGUAUCCCACAAGCAGUGCAGCGCCGCAGGGGUGUUACGGCACGUAGCGCCCCCCUCCCCACCCCCAAUACGCAGCUAGUGUUUGAGAUAGAAUGCCGAGGCGCACGCUGAUGACCUCACGUAGUGCGAAACCGACGAGAGUGAUACUGUGCAAGCUGCGGCAAACACACAGGAUCCAUGGCAUUUUUUGCAGUCUGCUGUGAUAAUUCUGUUAAUGAUAUUGUCAUGAUUAUUACGAUAGGAAUCACCACCAUCGUCAUUAUUUAUUAAUGAGUUCACCCAUAAAAAGCUCAGUUGUUUCUUCUUUUUUUUUUUUUUUUAUCUGUGAAUUCAGGUUGACAUGAAUGUAAAUGAGACUAUUUUUGAUUUUUGUUUUAAUUUAAGUGGAUUGAAGAUGAAUAGUAAUGUCACAUAGUGUAAUAUAUGUCUUAUUUAAGUCCAGUAAGCCGCCCCAGGCAUUAAUAUCAUUACAGUGAAGGAUCACCUUAUAUAUCCAGUCAAAGAGCAGAACAGGGAACGCACACACACACAUGCACACACACACACACUGAAACUAAACACUAUGAUGCCAUAUUUGGUGCUAGAAAAAAGGAAUUCACCAUAUCUAUGAUGCAGACUGCAGUGAGACCUCUAGAUUAGCAACCACAGGCUGCAGGGCAGCGUCUUAGCAGCUAUAUUAACCUUAAACUCCUUGUCAUCAUGCUUGGCUAUCCUAGCUCAUACUCCAAAAUAUCGCCGCUGUUCUAAAUCUGUACUAAAAUGCCCUGUUUGCCGACAAUGUAACCGAACUGAAUAAUUGAGUUGAACUGAGACUUGUUCUGAACUGCUACUGCUCAGCCUGUGGUCCUCCAAACCCUUUAGAUGAACCCAAACCACAGACUAGAUCAAGCAAGAGCACUUAAGACUCAACAACGUACUACUGAGAAAUGCAAACAUUGAGAAAACGGAAACACUGAAACACGACGAGGGAACAUUGUUCGUCGGGGGUCCACUGCUAAAUCUGCAAGCCUCACUAGUAGAUUUGCUAUUUUAAGCCAGCGUGCAUAUCAGUAAAGGAGAUAAAUAGCCUCGCUGAUCUUUGCCCUUAUCAAGCAACCGUCCGACUGCCGAUGAGGUAAAGGCCAGACAUGAGAGAUUUUCAACAUACAUCCAGGGAGUUGAGCUCGUUUCUGCAGGUCUCCCAUGGCAACAGGUUUACUGGCCACUGUAGACCCAGGAGGCUGCUGAAGAUGCUGUUGUUUCUUUUGUUGUUAAUUUUUUUUUGUUUGUGUCGUGUUAUAUAUAUAUUUUUUUUUUUUACAAAUCGGAGUACACUGAAUUUUUGUCUUAAUGCACUGUGAAGCGAGGGAGCGGUUCUCUCUGCCUAUGAGGUCAGGGAUGUGUGCUGUAGACGGCAUUGCGAUUGGAUGGUUUUUGUAUGGCAGGGGAAAAAAAACAAAAAAAACACACAUAUAUGAAAUAUAUGUAGAAUGCAUAUGAAGAACUUCACCAGAAAUGUACGUCCUAUCUGAAUACUGAAAGAGACUAGGUCGAUGAAGAGGGUCAAUCAAUUGAGGUCAUGAGUUGAGAUCAAUUAGAUUCUACUUCCUGUUGUCUUGGAAAAGUGUUUUGUAAUCAGAGGGUGGGAUGUUGGGGGAGUGUUAGGUGUCCAGCAGCAGAUUAAAGAGACUGGAACAAAUUAUAAAAUUACCUUUUCUAUCGCAGCUGUGUCUUUUUCAUAAACAGUUGAAAUUGAUAAUGUACUGUUCAUCCAACGGGCAAAUCCCUGGACACGUAUUUAAGUCCAACAGGAGUUGAAGUGUGACGGAAUGUAAAAUGCCAAAAAAUGAGGAGGGGGUGCAUUUGAUUUAUUGACCUAAACAGCCUGGUGAGGGGAGGGAACUCCUCUUAAGAUUAAAAAAACAAACAAGACUUUUUGAUUCUUUUUAAAACCAAUCCGACCCAAAAUCCUCCACUGUGCUAUCGAAUGUGUCACUCUCUGUUGGAGCGCCAGUGAGGGUUAAUCUCCACAGCUUGGUAAGGAGGCUUCUUUACUCCCAUCUAACACCAUCCACACUCUCCUCACCCUCCCUCCCACCCGUCCUCAGUCCUCCAGUGCACUCCCAUCCUGACACCCCCUCUCCUCCUACUACAUCGCUCCAUGGGUGACUAUGUCUGGUGUUACGAUCAAUGCAUGUCUGCUGCUUGCCCUGACAAACACCGCAGAUUGAGUCUCUCUUCUCUUUGCCUCCUCGGGCGGCUGAGGCUCGGAGGCGCCCCGAUGCAGAAAACGACCACACCUGCAGAGGAAGUCAUAUAGUUGAGGCUGGCAGGGCGCAGUGCACAUACACUCUUAUCUGUAGUUUGCAUUUCAUUUUAUAAUACUUUAGAGAAACAUUGUUGAUUUGGAAUACCUUGCUGCACAAACAUAAAACAUACACAUAUCGUGAGGGAAUAUUUUGUCAUUGAUGGGGUUUGACUGGAUUUAUGUUUGAUAUUUUGUGGCGAAAACAUCAUAAGACCAUAGGAAGAUAGUAGUAGUUGUAGUAGUGAUAGUAGUAGAUAGAGUGCUUUUGUUCCACUGUAGAACUGUACUGUGCUGUAAGCAGUCAGUAACUGAUUGUCCAGUUUAUUUAGUGCAUGUUACGUCAGGAUUGAGCAUGUAGAUUACUGCUUGAUUUAUCAUUUAUCAAGCAAAAGUGGCAAACAUUUACUGAUUACAGCUUUCCAAAUGUGAGGAUCUGCUGCUUGUAUCUGUCUUAUAUUGUUGUAAAUUGAAUAUAUUUGGGUUUCAGACUGUUGGUCAGACAAAACAAGGAAUUUGUGGACUGUUCUGGGAACGUCUGGAAGACAUUUUUUCACUAUUUUCUGACUGUCAAUUAAUCUAAAUUAAGAUUUUGAACUGCUUAAUGCUUAAUUAAUUGACUAAUUCCGACAAACGUUAGAGAGCAGGUUUAGUUUGUUGUCAAAUUUGCCUCAUUGCUACAUUACUUUGGAUGCAGCACAGUGUGUUUACAGUGGAAAAACUGCAUUGAAAUUUGUGCUAUAGGAGCCAGUUGAGUUGAUUAAUGCUGGACGGAUUUCUUUUUCAUCUCAUUAGUUAAAUCUUAGAAAGAUCUUGUUUGGUUUGUCUUUUAAACAGCGGCCAAUCUCUUUAGUUAUCUUAACGUUAGGGGAUCGAGAUAAAAUGUGAUUGAGUACUGGAAGCAAUACACGUAGUGGCAUGUCGUCCUGUCCUUUAUCCUCUGUCUGCCGUAGGAGCUCUGGAUUUAGAUGUUGAAUAGGUUUACAUGAGUUUUUAAUUUGUGGAAAAUGCUGCUAUUUAAUAAUAACUGAUGUACUAAAAAUACAAGGUUUAAACAUAUCGAAAUCUGUCCUUUAGCUGGAGAAGGCUAGUCUCAAGUGGCAGUGUAAUACAAGCUCUGUUAUAAGCUGACGAUAAGUUAAUAAUAGUGUAAUUCUAACCUGAACAAGUUAAACCUGUGCCAAAAUAGGUCUUUACAGAGUGAAACUGUAAAUGUGUUGAUUUAAACCACAUUAGAUACAUAAGAGGAGACAUACUUUUAUAUUAAGAAAAUGUGAAAAGUGCCAAAUGAACCAUAUUUAUAAUUUCCGUAGGAGGGGAGAAGUCCACGUGACGAGUUUUUAACAGCUGAGUAGACUAACGGUCAAAGCGCCUCAGUACAGCAGUUUGUUUAAGCCCUCUCUGUUCCUGCCACAAGAGGAGGGACCGCCAUGUUAGCAAAGUGUUAGCCAGUCCUCUGGGAACUACAGCUCCCAGAACGCAACAGCACUACGACUCUGGGGCUAGACAAAUCAAUAUAGCGAUAGGUUAGCAUAAUUAUGCUAAAACAAUGUGACUUGAUAGCAUUCUUAAAUACAGCCUUUUAUAGUUACAAUGAAAAUGUAUUUUGUGGAAAUAGAUGUUAUCUUUUUUGCACGUCUAUAUUGCAUGAUAUCAAAGUGAAGCGUGGACAAAAAAAAAUCACAAAAAAAAUCAAAGAAACAAAAAAGAAGUGGCAAAAAAAAAAAAAAUUAGGCAGUGAGUGUCAUUCAUUUUUCGGAGACAAAUCUGUGCAUGCCGAUAAGGGUAGAGCAUUUUGAUAUUGUUUUACACGCGUUCAAAUGUUUGUUGUUUGAGUCCUGGUCCGCCGGCCAAAGGUGAACAAAAUGUUUGAUUUUGACGUUACAUACAACAGAAUGAGUAUUUUGUCGAUAAGUUGUCGAACCGUCCUCGAAAGGUAUACGAAUAAAACUCUCGAACAAAACCUAAGACUAUUUUGCUACUUGCCGAGCGAGCUUGUACUAAAAAGUUCUCAGUUGCUGCCGAACUUUAGACAGAAAAAAAAAUAAAUCAGGAUUUAAUUUCAAAUUAAGACUGAGAUUGUCCAUGAAUGUACUCACCUCUGCAUAAGUUUGCAUAUCACUCCUCUGACCAUUGGCGUGCAGUAGAGGCUUACGUGUGUUUCCGUGUGUUUUUGUACUCUAACAUUACUAACCCUCGACGCGCUGUGUCGAGCUCUCAGUAGAACUCUGUCUCUGUCUGUCCUUUUACCCCCCCCACGCUCUGAGCUCUGGCUUGUCUUGUCAUUGAUAUGCACCUUAUUGACCUCAAAUAUGACAUGGAGCAUCUCCAGCCCCGCCCAGUGUAUUCCUAUGGGGUUGGUAGAGAUUCGUAAAGAAAAGAGUGUGAGAAAGAGAGGUGAGAUCUCCCCUCCCUCACCUACAAAUCACCUCCCUCCCCAAAAAAAAAACCCACACAAGUCUGUCUGCUGCGCUCUCGGUCUCCCUCUGGGUGCCUCGAUGCAGAAUUUGGGACAGAUUGUGUUUUCACUCCCUUAAUAUGCAAUCCAAGGCUCUGAUCUCAGGGAGAGAAACAACACUGAACAUUGCCAGUGUGUUCUCUCCCUCCCUCUCUUUCUCUCUCGAUUUUUCCCAGCUCAGUUCAAUUAGAUGCUUUAUUGGCUUCCGUGUCAAACAAAAAAAAAGAGACAUUUUUGCCAAAGUCUAUCCACCUCUCUCACUCUCUCAUUCCUUCUUAUGCAACCAGAGUAUUUCCAGUGUGGUCAUGUUUUGUAUCCCGACAGAUGUUGUCAUGGGAGAUGGCCCGCUUCCUACAAAACUCCCCAAAAAGAAAAAAAAAAAAAAAAGAAAAAAUUCCAUUUGUGCUCCUAGCGACAUGUUUGCACUAAACUCUCUGCUGUUACUGUGCACGGCAGGCCGAGCUGAGCUGAGGUGGGGUUCAGUGUGCGAGACUACUGUAGAUGUGUAGCCUUACUGUAGGUGUUUUAUUCAGCAGUGUAUUUAGAUGUGCAUGCUCCUCUCUCUCUCUCUCUCUCCCUCUCUCUCUGUCUGCUUUAGGCCAGCUCCGUGCUCGUGGUGUCUGUGUUGCGACGUAGCCGGCUAGUCAUGUUUUUUCAUUUUAUCCUUUCUGUUUUUAUUGUGAUGUGUAGAGGAAUGCAAACUUAACUCUCACCUGCUCGCCAGGUGACCUCAUUGCUUCUCGGUGGGUGUGGCUCUUCGACAUAGUCCUCAGAUCUUGUUUUUUUGCCCCUCCCCUCCACCGCCACCUCCACAAAUUCAAACCCACUCUCACCCACACCCACCACUGACCCCCUCCACCCUCUCCACCUCUUCAAACACCCUCUAAGACAUAUUAUGGGACCCCCCCCCUUUUCCACCUCCCCUUCCUUCCCCAACUCGGGCCCCAUCGAAGCACCAGCAACUGUAGACUGCAUUUGUCAUAUCACUGUUUUUCUGUUCCUUCUUCUCUGUUGAUUUUUUUUCCUGGUUUUGAUUUGUACUGUAUGCUCUGUCUAACCUAGACCAGUUUUAACAAAAUGCCAUUUCUGUGUGUAGCCUGUUUACCCCUCCCACACACACACACACACAUACACACACACACACUCAAACACACACAUACACACUCACACACACUCAGACACACAUACACACUUCCAUGCCCUCUUUUUUGCACUUUCACUGCCCACUCCUCCUCCUUGCCCAAAACAUACACACACUUUCCUCCUCCGCCUCCCACGAGUCUCUUCUCUCGAGUGCCAAAAUAGAACAGAGAGGAAAAAAACAAAACAAAAACAAAAAAAAAAGACAACAACAACAACAACAACAACUACCAUUCCAAGCGUUUCUUUGAGUUGUUCUUGUGUGUCGGACAUCCAUCCUGGAAGCACCCAUGAAGCCAGCAUGCUCCGCCCUCAUAACAUGAUGUCGCUCAUGACGCCUCAACUGAACAGCACCUUGCCCCCCACCACCACCACUCCUCCUCCUCCUCCUCACCACCCCCCACAGAGCUAAACCCGACAAGGAUUAACCCCUCUGCAGGUUGGCUACCUACCUACUGUCCUGCCUCUCAACCUACCUAAAAAAGCCCUACCGCUCAUGCCAGCUGCUUUCCUAAUUCUGUCAUCUCUUCAGCCUGUGGGACUUCAUUGAUUGUGUGCCAUAGUGUUGGGGGCACCUUUCACUCUCCUCACCUCCCCCUCUUUCUACCCCCCCUCACCUUUUCUCUCUCUCUAUCCCCCCCUCCCUCCCUCUCUCGCUCUCGCUCCAUUUGAUUUUUCUCGAUGGGAAAGAUUCAAAAACUCCAUUUUCUAAUGAUGAUUUUUUUUGUUGUUGUUUAACAUCCAACCCACGCACGCCGACACACGCACCGCCCCCGCGCGGUGGUGUGGGGAGUGUUUACGCACCGUCAGCUGCGCAGCCAUCCUCUGUCUUCUUGAACUUUUUGAACUUUCACCCCCUCAUGAACUUUAUUGACCUUCUUCCUCCUCCUCCUACCCCCCUUCUGUGUUCAUCCAACUGUUUGGACGAUAACUCUCCAUUCCAUCCCCAAAAACCUCUCUGAGACUGUGCAAUGCUAGCUGAUAUGAUUGGAUUUUUUUGUUUGUUUGUUUGUUGCUCAUCAUUGGGGACAAUUCUCUGAGAUAUAAGUCGAAAAAGAACAAAAAAAAAAACAUAUGAAAGGAAGAAAAAAAAAAAAACAUCCAAAAAAAAGAAAUGCAGACAAACAAAAAAAAAAGAAAAAAACACUAAACAACUGUUUCUCCACAAUUUCAUUUUUUUCUCUCUCAUUGUAAAUAUUUUUGUCAGAUUUUUGCCGAGCUGUAAAGAGAGAAGUGUUGAGCAGAACGGGGCCGGCAGCAUAAAGAGGUACUAGUGGACGCGGUAGACGAUCAUCAUCCUCUGUAUCCGAUAGUUAGGUCUGCCUGUAUAAUCGGCUAUGCUAGUUCUACUGUGUUAACCUGUGCUGUUGUUAUUAGUGUUGAUUUACCUACUGUAUUCGCUGUUUAGCUUCCAUGUUGGUUAGCGAACUCUUUAGAUACCUGUGCUCAUCGAAUAAUAAUACUGACCUUGAGAAGUAGUCCGAGCCAUUCUCAACGUAGGCUUGUUUUUGUACAUUUGUUGAUGUUUUCCUAACAGUGAGUUGUAGUGGCGCUAGUAUCUUUUAUCAUCGAGCCAUAGUUAUUGAAAAUGCUUGGUCGUGUUAGAGACAUAUCAUCGUGGAAAACGGCUCGACUCGGCUCCUCCAGGUUGGAAAAAAAUAACCCCAGGGAGGUGGACAGAACAAAAUAAAUAAAAAAAACAAACUAAGCUCCUCCCGGGCGACUAAACGAGGACGCUGAGCUGCUAACUUUUGUGCAAUACAGUCCUAGUUUACAUAACAUAGAAUGAUAGAUAGAUAGAGAUGAUUAACCUCUGCAGGGGCCACUCAACCAUCCUGCCGCCUGCAGAACCAAACUUGUGGCAUAUCUCCAUAUUUCGCCUGUGCAUCAGAGACAUUUUGAAAGUAUUAACUGCGUGAGAUUAGACUCCAUCAUUUCAUCGCAUUGCUCUGAGCUCCACUCUUGAUUUAUGCUGCCUGCCCCAUUGCCCUGAGAACACCACAUGAGCUAUUUAUUUCUCAGACUAUUAUUAUUAUUAUACUAUUAAUAAAUAACAACGAGAAAAAGGGAACGACUGGAAAAAGGUGAAUUAAUAUUAGUAUUGUUUUGUUUUUAUUUUUAGUAUUUUAGUGGUUGCUUUUAACAACAUUCAUUAACUGACUUAAAGAGUAUUGAAUAUUUAAUGUAAUUGUAGCAUUGUGUUUGUAAAGAGAAAAAAAAACCUAGUGAGUUGUGUUUCUUGACUUGUGGAUUACCAGUGAAGUGGGCAAUCUAGUGCUAAUAUAUAUGAGGUCUUUUUUUAAGGAUUCUUAUUUUGCGACAGCAACAGCAGUCAUUAUAAAUGUUCAUUUUAGCAUCACCUGUCUUCCGUUGUCUUAUUCUUCACCUUCCACCACACUCUGCAUCAUCACAGUAACACAUCGCAAGUCUGGGGGCGGGCAAGAGUGUGUGUCUUUGUGUGAGUCGUGGUGUGUG
Sebastes umbrosus (honeycomb rockfish) is the source of this 11840-nucleotide messenger RNA. RefSeq names its product NOVA alternative splicing regulator 2 (gene nova2). Gene Ontology annotation, biological process: mRNA splicing, via spliceosome; regulation of alternative mRNA splicing, via spliceosome. Gene Ontology annotation, cellular component: nucleus; cytoplasm. The transcript has 5 exons. Gene Ontology annotation, molecular function: mRNA binding. The coding region runs from base 963 to 2513 and encodes 516 amino acids. The record is from RefSeq and is a predicted model, not a curated record. NCBI's taxonomy places the organism in Eukaryota, Metazoa, Chordata, Actinopteri, Perciformes, Sebastidae.